GUGCUGGCCUUUGGCACCUUCCAGAAGAUUCCUCUAUCUGCCUCCGUUCCGCUCAUGGCGUCCGCGCCGAGCACCACGGCGCCCACCCUCGCGCCCUCUCUGCGCACGCCCUUCUCUUCAGCCCCCCGCGGGGCCCGCCUUGCGGCCGCGCCCCGCCUGUCCCGCGCUCAGCCCGGGCAGGCCGGAUGCCGCGCGGCGCCAGGUCGGCUCGCUCGCCCUCGCUCGCGCGUUCGGUGCGGCGCGGCGGCCCGGUUCAUUGGGCAGGGCGAGUUCCCCGCGGAGGUGCUGGAGUCGGAGCUGCCCGUGCUCGUGGACUUCGUCGCCGACUGGUGCGGGCCGUGCCGCCUCAUCGCGCCCGUCGUCGACUGGGCCUCCGAGGAAUAUGACGGGCGAGUAAAAAUCGUCAAGAUCGAUCACGACGCCAAUCCGCAGCUGAUUGAAGAGUACAAGGUCUAUGGUCUCCCGACUUUGAUUUUCUUCAAGAAUGGCCGAGAGGUAGCAGAUAGCCGGCGAGAAGGGGCAAUGACAAAAGAUAAGUUCAAGCAAUACCUGGAACCUCUCUUGACUACGACAGUCACUUAAGACCAUUGCCUGCGGCUUCAGCACCGACCACCGAGGAUGCCAAUGGGAAUGUUGAAGGAAUUUCCUUUUAUGAGUUUAGCUUGUAAUUAACUAUGCUGCGGGGUCAUUUGCGUAUAUUUGGUACAGUAUACAUGAAGAGCUAAUUUUGAUACAAGCAAGUUUGUUUUUCGACAUCUUUGUGACACACAAUGGUAUGUUUGUUUGUUCGCUCGCUUGCUGCUUCCAAAAUUAGAUGAGUGCCUACAGCCUCGCUGCCGUGAAAGAUGGCAGGCAACCAGCACCGCCUGCCAUACCAGAACACCAGUCCCAGAUCGACCAUGUAGUGGUCCUCGCGGGGCUGAACACCAAACUUGUCCUGCGUUGCGAACGUGUAGGCAUGACUCCGUCCAGCAUCAUCUGACUGAGAAUACCAGUCAAUCGCCUCCGCAGUGUAGAAUGAAAACCUAGGAACAUGGUGAGGAACAAAAUAGUUCAACUUGGAAAACGAACGGCUGAAACCUAGGAACAUUGGCUCAGAAUGAAACAAGGAUUGCAUUUGAAUGGAAA
Zea mays is the source of this 1128-nucleotide messenger RNA. Its product is annotated as thioredoxin X. NCBI's taxonomy places the organism in Eukaryota, Viridiplantae, Streptophyta, Magnoliopsida, Poales, Poaceae. Gene Ontology annotation, cellular component: cytoplasm. Gene Ontology annotation, molecular function: protein-disulfide reductase activity. The transcript has 2 exons. The record is from RefSeq and is marked provisional. Bases 55 to 582 code for a protein of 175 amino acids.